GGGGCGGAAGUCCAUCCCAUGUUUUCAGCUGUGAAAACAAAACAGCAGGAUUGUGCAGCUGAGUUGCUGAUAUGGAGGAGCUGGUGCAGGACCUGGUGUCUGCACUGGAGCAGACGUCGGAGCAGGCCAAGCUGGAUGAACUGUGGGAGGAGAUGGUGCUCAGCCCAUUGCAGCAUCGGCGGCAGGUCCGCAGACGUAGGGGACGCAAACGGCGCUGUGAUUUCUCCCUGCAUGGCCCAGAGCACAGCCGCUGCCUCAGCGAGGCAUCUGAAUCCAGCCUGGAUGAGGCUUUCGCCAGAAACCAAAGGCAGGGCGCUACAGCAGCUGUGGCCAUAGCAACAGCGGCUGUGGUUCCUGCUAACUAUAGUGAUUCAGAUGAUACGGUGAUAGCAAAGCGCUGGCCAUCAGCAUCGGUGUCUUUCAGGGCAAGGCAGCAUUCCUGGCCAGAGUCAGACUCCUUCACUGAGAAUACACCAGGCAGGCCUCUGCGCAGGCGCCGCAAAGUCAAACGAAUGACCUCGGAUGUGACUGUAAGCCUACAGCAGAAACUCAGAGUGUCUGGGUUGGAACGUCGUGAACAAACCCAUCAUCAUUAUCAUCAUCAUCAUCAUCAUCAGAGGUCGUAUAAGAAGCAGAGGCUGGGCCGAUUGAAGAAGCGCCCUGGGGCUUGGCCAGGGCAGGACGGGGGCUCUGUGGUGGCUGGAGUGGGAGGCCUGUCUGCGGAUUGUUGGAAGGACAAGAUCCUGCGCCAGGCCAAGGAGCAGAGGGAGGCCUCAGAUGAGAACAUGUCAGAAUGUGAAACAAGCAGUGUGUGCAGCAGUGACCCUGGUCUUUUCACCAACGAUGAAGGAAGGCAAGGUGAUGAUGAACAGAGUGACUGGUUCUUUGAAGGCGAGUGUGUGUCAGGCAUGAGCGUUCAGGGCUUGCGGUCCAGCAGAGAGUCAGAAACUGCCCCCAGGCCUGCUGGGCUGGAUGCUAGGAGAGAGAAGAGUCACUCAGCUACUUUCCUCCAGCCUGCCCGCCCCAAUCAGAGAGGUUAUCAUGCCCGUCUGAACCGUUUGCCAGAUGUGGCUGCACGCUGCAUAAGGAGAGGCAGGAGGAGGUUGCCUGGCAGGGAUAACAAUAUGGCUGUUUUUGUGGACAAAAUGAGGAGCUACCCACAUGAUUCCUAUCGGAAAGAGUUUUGGUUGCCUUCCUUUGGAAAACGAGACAGAAGUCAGCUGAAGCCUCUGUGUCCGUUGCCCAUGUAUCCUAUUGGCAUGGUUCCAGAGAGCUCCCUUCCCCGGUGCUCUUCGCCUAUGUGCAAAAGCAGUAGACAGCCUAAUGUGCAAAUGGGAUUGCUGUGUGCAGGAGACAUCAAGAGGAGGAGGAAAACCACAGCUGUUCCCACCACCGCUUCAGCAUACCUCCCCUUUCGCAAGGAGGCCAAGCGAGAAGAGGUCGACCAAGGCCUCACGAAAGCCCCAUCCACUCGAGGAGAUUGUGCUGUUCCCCUGCCCUCCACUUCACGGACACAUUGCUUCAUCAAACCAGGGACUUCAUUCAGCAGCCACGGGGAGCAUGAAGAUGACUGACGGAGACACUAGCACUGACAGCUCUCUUUUUGGGCUCAGCUACUCAGGGUGGAAGACCUACGCUAGAGUACUGUCCGAGAGUAAUAUCUGAAUCAGUGCCGCAAGUGUACAAGAAAAAUUUUUGGGACAUGAACCUCCUGUGUGAAUCCCCAUUGUGAAUUUAGUCUUUCCAAAAAAGCCACCAUUUUACAGAAAAAAAAAUGCUAAUGCAAUCAAGCCUGUUAAUCACCUUUGGCCAUUUUCUCAAGGAGGAGGGCUUGUUUAAGAGCUGUCCCCAUUUGUGGGUCAAGAUGUAAGCCCAAGGCAGCUCCUGUCUUUAACCCUUGAGUCAUCAGCCCACCUGCUAACUGAUCCAGCAACUAUAUUCAUUCAAAGUGAGACCGCCUUCGCCUUCCUGGCAUUAGAAAUAAUCACGUUUUUUUCUUUUUUUUCCAGUAGCUUAGUCUAUUAGAGAAAUCAGUCUAUAGUAGCUCAUCACAAAGCUCUGCUACCUCACGCUGGGACAAAGUUCAGAAGAGCACCCACCGAAAAAGCGGCUCAAAAACACAGGCCCCCUAUUAGCAUGGAUAUAAAACGCUAGAGUGCUCUAAAAACACUCAUUAGCACAACAGAGUGAGUGUGUGUUUCUGCACCCUCCGGGGCCUCCACCCACCACCCACCCCCCCGCUUUCACCCUCCAGAUUCAAAUGUUCACACAUGAAAGUUUUGUGCAGCCCAGUGCUUGUUCAAACGUGCAGUUUAAUUGUAAAGUAGUGAGUCGAAACUGGGUGGUGGCCAAGUCUUAAUGUUUAGCUGAAAGCUAGUCUAAUUCAGUUGUUUAGUGUUUUUAGUUGUUUUAGUACGGGUGGGCAAUAUGAUGAUAUUUAUCGUUGUUUUGAUAAAUUACUUCACAAUAUGCUUUUCUGAGCAUAUCAUGGAUACAGUCUUAAGGCUGCAGAUUUUUUGUUAAAACUGAAAGAAGUAACAUUAAUGAGUAAGGAGAAAAAAGAUGCUAGAGUAUGGUAUCUGGGUUGCUGCGAGUUUUUCAGCCGACAACAUACAUCUUUACAAAUUAACGUCACAUGCACAGGCUCGAAAAGGAGCUCCAGCUCAAUGUUUAGGUCUCAAAUGCAAAACUAACAUCAUACUACUGCAGAUAUGAUGACAACAGUAGAUAAUUCACUCACAUCCUUAGAAGACUCACCAAGUUUUGGGUGAGUUCUCUUUGAAUACACUUGCAGCACACUUGCAAUCAGAAUCAUCCAUGUGGGGAAGGGGUCUGAAGUACAACCAAUGUUACAAAAUGCUCUACUGUACGUUGUGUGCUGUUGCACCUUUCCACCAGAAAGACCUCCAAAACUUGCGUAGGGUAGCUUUAAAGGACACCGACCAGCUGCAUGUUUCAUUGCUAAGAGACAAUAAUUAAUCCAGUUUAAUGGAAUUUAGUGCAACGCUGGGUGUAAAACAUGGAACUAAAACCAUUGUAUUCAUAAUUUUUGUUAAUCAUUUCUAAACAUGAUGCUACUCGUUCUAUUUUUAUCUGUUCCAACUUAUCAAUUCUCAGAAAACAUAUUGUGAAAUAUUGUGAUGGAUAUUGUGGAUCAUGAAAGUGAGGUAUUGUGCUAUAUUUUGCCAUAUUGCCCACCCACGAGUGUUAGUUAGCAUGAGUUUUUAGAUUUUCAUUGUGAGCAUGGAGUUGUUGUAAAUGUGUUACAGUCAGUCAGAGAAGCCUUUGUGUGCUUAAUCUUGCCUAUAUCACUUAAAGCAGCAGGUGUUAAUGUUUUACAAAUACACAGCAGACUACAGUAUAUUUAAUCAGGCAUGGGCUGCUUUUUGCUUGUGUUGACGUUUAUAAAUGGACCAGUGUGGACCUGUAGACAGCUGUAGUAAGCAUUGUGUCCCUUUUCCACGGCUCUUUCCAUCUUCAUGACCAGCUGCCUUUGUGAUGUGGGGGAAUUGACAGAUAGGUUGGUAUAUUUUCUUAUCACGUUUUGUCAAUCGUCAAAGCGAUUGCCUCACCUGCCUCCGGCUGUAAUUAGUCGUUGCCAUGACAACAUCACUCGAUGAGCCCCUCCUCCCUUAGCCUGUACGGCCUGAAAUGAGUUUUGUCGGCGGGGCAGGAAGUGAGAGCGGGGGGACGACGCGUGCGCCCAGUCAAUCGCCUCAGCUACAGUUAAGGAAUCCAGUGGGUUGAUGCUGCUCAUAUUUCAUCCUUGGUAAAGAUUACCUGUCAGCCCCAGAGGAGAUGUAUUGAUCUGUUUUCCUUUUUUUUCUGCCAGCAAUCACCUGACAAAGGCACCUAGGAGUGCGGGAGUGAGUGAUGCCCGUUCACGUCUCCACCCCAGUGUGCUGGAUUGGGGGCUUCCAGUGACCACUCACACUGGAAGAUAAUGCCAUCAUAAACUCUACGUGAACUUGCACAUCACAUCAGGAACAACAUACAGAUUCUAGUCAUCAUUGAGGACCUUUGGUUUGGACUUUAUUUCUUUCUCAAAUAAGAUGAUGGUUAAAUGGCUCAGUAGUGGGCAACUGUCCUAAGUAUCUGUUGGGGUCUGGUUUCGAAGAGUUAACCCUUAGAAGUCUAGGGUUUUUAAGUGUACUUAUGUAUUUAUUUACAUAGCAAGUUACACAUUAAAUUACAUUCUGUAUCAACAGGUUUGCACUUCUGACCAACAGUAACACGAAUAUGGCAACAAUGACUUUUCAUCAAAUUCAAACCAUAAUGCAACAUUUCCUCUUCUGUUUACAAAUACAAUAUUGAAAGAAAGUUUAAGACGCACACUUUCAGUAGAAGUUCCCUGCUUGUUUUAGUGAGCUGUGGGUAAGAAAUAAUUGAUAUCGAACACCAAACUUUUGUUUUCAUCUGUGAUAACUGCGACUUCUAAGAGUUAAUGGUAAAGGAGGGAAGGUGACUUGGGUUAGGCUGGUGUUAAAGACACACAUCUCUCUUAUUAUAUUGUUAAAAAUGGCUUAAUAGAUGUAGAUCUUACUCCCUUCAUGAUUCAAUCCAAGUGAAGCAUUAGAGUAUAGGAUAAUGCUAUGCCUAACACAAAGCCCUCUGCAGCACUGAGAACAUUCUGCAUUAAAAAAAACUCAGUGGCGUAUGUUGUACAUGACAGCUUUGUGCUUAAAUUUGUGCAGAUUUCCUGGCAGCUCAAUAUCAUUGUUUAUUUUUUGAAUGUUGAGAAAAUAACCAUAUGAAUAAAUGCAGUACUAUAUACUGUAAUAACUCUUGCGUAUAUACACUGAACUUUGAGUUCAUUGGGUGCACCUAUCUUGUUGCUGCACUCACUGGCCGUUUUAUCUGAUACACCUAAAAUAUAGGUGCACUUUGCAGGCGUACAGUUGCUGACUGUAGCCCAUCUGUUGCUGUACAAUUUGUUUUAGUCGUCCUCUAUUCUGUCCAUCAGUCGAAAGGGACCACUAGAGGACAGUUGCUGACCAGAUAUUAUUUGGGUGGUGGACCACUCUCAACACAGCAGUGACAUUCACAUAUCAGUGCCAUGGCAGUGGCGCUGUUAUGAGUAUAUCAGGCACAUCUUACACAUUUUAAUGUCACUGCUAGGUUGAGAGUGGCCUACCGACCAAAGAUAUCCAGCCAACAGUGAUCCUGUGGUUUAAAGAUAUCUGUAACAUUUUAUGCAUGGAAAGUGAUUGGCUGAUAUUGAAGACCUGUGGUAUCAUCAGUAUCGGCAAAAGUAUUGCCUAUAAUGCCUAUAAUAAAAUAAGAAGUGCAAAAUUUAUCCAGACCUAACCUUUAGCACGAGAAUAUGUUAUAAUACACACAAAAACUUUUUUUGUGAUGAGAACUAAUGUAAAAUACGAAAAAAAAGAGAUAACAGAAAAACACAAAGAAUUCUGGGUCCCUGAUGCCACAAUAUUUAUACUAUUUAAGACCAUGUGUUUCUGCUGUUUAUUUGUGUUUAAGAAAGUGACAAUUGAAAACCGACAAUCUCUGUCUAUAGAGCACUGUUUAACUAAAACUAUUGGAAUAUAAAAUUCAAAAUGUAGGUUCUAAAAAUAAUUUUUAGCCCAUUAAAACCAGUAAUUAAUACUGGCCACAAAGUGUUCAUAUGGGUCCAUCUAUCAAAAUAGGCGUGUCUAAUAAAGUGGCAACUCUGUGUAUUUUGUGUUUCUCCACUCCAUCCUCAGUAUCAGCCUCCAGUCCUACACUUUUGUCCUUCUAUUUAUUACACAUCAAAUGCUUUAUGCUGGUGUUUGACAGAAGUUAUUGUAGAUACGUAGAUAUGUAGUAAUAACCAUACAUUGGGCAUGUAUUAUGCAGUGAACAUUGAAUCUAAUCAUGGAAGAAUUGGUUUCAUUUAUUAAGUGGAACAUUGUGUAUUGCACUGAACGAAACAUGUCGGUAUCAUCUUUGGGCAGCUAUUUAUUAAGGUAUUGAAUAUGGAACCACAACAACAAUAUAUCAUAACAUGUCAGUACAGUAUAUGUGUAGUAAUGGCUGUGAAAGCAUGCAUAUUCAGAGUACUUGUCAAGUCAUAUCAGUAAGAGUGUCAGUAGAUGUAAAACACAGUUUUGUCGUGCUGAGCUUGACUUAAAUAUCCAAAAUCUGUGAAACAUACACUUUAGUAACUAAUGCCAUAAUCAACAUGUUCAGAACAUUAUACUUAACCAGACAAUGUUAUUGCACAAAAUGUGGGACAUGCCAUCAUCAGUCAGUAUGUUGAACACUUUCAGUUUAGUUGUUGGGAAAGACCUUGAUGUAGUGGUCAGUAUUUGUAUGCCCAUUCUGCUUUUCAUUUUUGGCCAAUAAUGUAAAGGAUGUGAAGUAAUGAAGAAUAAAAAUAUAAUUGGAGGAU
Molecule: messenger RNA, 6373 nt
Organism: Colossoma macropomum (tambaqui)
Lineage: Eukaryota; Metazoa; Chordata; Actinopteri; Characiformes; Serrasalmidae
Product: G patch domain-containing protein 2-like
Exons: 10
Coding region: 72-1574 (500 amino acids)
Source: RefSeq, a predicted model, not a curated record